AUGACAUCUUCUGAUUAUACUACCCCUUUUCUGGUUCGAUUAUUUCGAUCUUUGGACACUUUGGUCGCGCUUCAUUACAGUACCAACUACCUUUCAUCACUAGUGCGCUUUUCAACGGUAUCGAAGAAGGUAUUGAACCUCAAUCAGGAGGUACUUUGCACGAUCAAGUCAAUAUAUCCCGAGUCCUAUGACAUUGCUAGAACAGGAGACGAUAUCACAAUUGAUGUUUUCUGUAACGACUCUGCACACAGAUCCGAAGAACGCGUCCAACUCAUCCAAAAGAUUGAAAAGCGCCAGCAAAUCUUCAGAUCCAAGCUCGAGGAGUGGAACGCGAAAGGGUGCCCCAUUACAUUCAAGCUAGAGUCAGAGCAAAAGCAUCAAACAUCGCCUAAGAAAAUUGGCAAAAUUGCCAAGCCCAAGAACUCACGCACCAAGUACGAAUUCCAUGAAAAGCAUCUUCUAUCUGACCUGCCACUUUUAGAGCGCAUUAAAUUGAAGCAGGCUUCAAAAAAGGUAAACAUACUCCGCGAUAAUAAACAGGAUGCACUUGACUCCAAGAUGGUCCCAAUCUACAAUGUGAUCUAUGAACAAUCACCUAAAUUUGAUAAUUCCAAAACUGUCAGUUUGAGCGUCACUCGUCUUCAACAGCUAGUCAGAGACUCCAUGACACUACCGGUUUCCGAAAGUGAUGUGCGCAAAGUAUUGCAUCAGCUGGCCGAAAAACUCGGACUGCGCCUGACAGUCAUUGGUGAGACCCAAGUUCUUAAAAUCCCAAAGCUGAACAGGAACGAAGAUCUCGCCAAGUUGAGCAGCUACCAAGCUGAACUAGUUGAAUAA
Ogataea parapolymorpha DL-1 is the source of this 837-nucleotide messenger RNA. RefSeq lists its product as uncharacterized. NCBI's taxonomy places the organism in Eukaryota, Fungi, Ascomycota, Pichiomycetes, Pichiales, Pichiaceae. The record is from RefSeq and is a predicted model, not a curated record. The coding region runs from base 1 to 837 and encodes 278 amino acids. The transcript has a single exon.